This is a messenger RNA of Myotis myotis, 12162 nucleotides long. RefSeq names its product homeobox containing 1 (gene HMBOX1). Gene Ontology annotation, biological process: positive regulation of DNA-templated transcription. The coding region runs from base 346 to 1680 and encodes 444 amino acids. Lineage: Eukaryota; Metazoa; Chordata; Mammalia; Chiroptera; Vespertilionidae. The record is from RefSeq and is a predicted model, not a curated record. The transcript is spliced from 11 exons. Gene Ontology annotation, molecular function: double-stranded telomeric DNA binding. Gene Ontology annotation, cellular component: nucleus.
GGCUGUUGAUAUCAAUAUGGCGGUUGUCAGCCAGACAAAGACAGUCAGUCUGAUGUGAUUGAGACAAGGGAGGUUUUCAGGGGGAGACUGGGAGAUAGGGGCCUCCCCUCCCCCUCCUCCUCUUCCUGCGCGGACCUCAACCCCUCCCCAGUCCGCUCCCGACCGGCGCCCCACGCGGAAGACACCCCUCCCCCUCCCGCUUUCCCCUCCUCCCGGUCUCAGCCCUUCGUACUGGGACGUUGGGGAGGGGGCUGUGCCGCGCGGAGAGAACUCGGCAACGAUUCCGAGAAUGGUAAAUAACGCUGAUCAUCUCUAGAAAGGAUAUUGCUUCACCUCAUGUAAAGUAUGCUCAAUUCCCUCCCAGUGGUUUUGUUGGAAACCAUGUCUCACUAUACAGAUGAACCCAGAUUUACCAUAGAACAGAUAGAUCUGCUUCAGCGCCUUCGGCGUACUGGAAUGACUAAACAUGAAAUCCUCCAUGCCUUGGAAACUUUGGACCGUCUUGAUCAAGAGCAUAGUGACAAGUUUGGAAGAAGGUCCAGCUAUGGAGGAAGUUCAUAUGGGAAUAGUACCAACAAUGUUCCAGCAUCUUCCUCUACAGCUACAGCUUCCACACAGACCCAGCAUUCAGGAAUGUCCCCAUCGCCUAGCAACAGUUAUGAUACCUCCCCACAGCCUUGCACUACCAAUCAAAAUGGGAGGGAGAAUAACGAGCGAUUGUCCACAUCCAAUGGAAAGAUGUCACCGACUCGAUACCAUGUAAACAGCAUUGGUCAGAGGUCAUACAGUUUUGAAGCCUCAGAAGAGGACCUAGAUGUAGAUGAUAAAGUGGAGGAAUUAAUGAGGAGGGACAGCAGUGUGAUAAAAGAGGAAAUCAAAGCCUUUCUUGCCAAUCGGAGGAUUUCCCAAGCAGUUGUUGCACAGGUAACAGGUAUCAGUCAGAGCCGGAUCUCUCACUGGCUGUUGCAACAGGGAUCAGACCUGAGUGAGCAGAAGAAAAGGGCGUUUUACCGUUGGUAUCAACUGGAGAAGACAAACCCUGGGGCUACGCUAAGUAUGAGACCGGCCCCCAUUCCAAUAGAAGACCCAGAAUGGAGACAAACGCCUCCCCCAGUCUCUGCUACAUCAGGCACCUUCAGAUUACGGCGAGGGAGUCGAUUUACCUGGAGAAAGGAGUGCCUCGCUGUCAUGGAAAGUUACUUCAAUGAGAACCAAUAUCCAGAUGAAGCAAAGAGAGAAGAAAUUGCGAACGCUUGCAAUGCAGUUAUACAGAAGCCAGGCAAAAAGCUGUCAGACCUGGAGCGAGUUACCUCCCUGAAAGUGUAUAAUUGGUUUGCCAACAGGCGGAAGGAGAUCAAGAGGAGAGCCAAUAUCGAAGCAGCAAUCCUGGAGAGUCAUGGGAUAGAUGUACAGAGUCCAGGGGGCCAUUCCAACAGUGACGAUGUCGACGGCAAUGACUACUCAGAACAGGAUACUUGGCAAGUACGCAAUGGGGAGGAGGAGGAGGGAAGAAGUUCAGAGGGAGUCAGAGAAGCAGAGAAGGAUGACAGCACUAGCCAUAGUGACCACCAGGACCCCAUCUCACUAGCUGUGGAAAUGGCAGCCGUCAACCACACGAUCUUGGCAUUGGCCCGACAAGGAGCCAACGAAAUCAAGACAGAGGCCCUGGAUGACGACUGACUGGGGAGGGCGACCGUGAGAGUAACUUAGUUUAGACGUAGCACCUUAGCAGACUUUCCUCGGUCCUUAACACGUGUUCUCACAGUAUAACUUGCAGUUUCUUGUAUGUCAGUUAGCCGUUAGGGUCUUCUUGUUCUGUGAAGAUGGCAUGGUGCCCUCAGCCUUUGCAUAUACUCUCUCAGUAUUAAUUCCCAGUAAAUAAUAAGCAACCAACCAACCACACUUCCCUCUCCUGGCCCCAAGGCUAGAAAUUUCGCUGCUCCGUCUUAGCAUUCCAAGAAAGUGCUUCCAGGUAUUUCGAUAGCCCUCCGGGCCUCAGACACUAGGCUACAUGCAAACCGCGGGUGCCGUAGAUCCCUGUCCCACCGUCUGUCCCCCUUCCCUCCUCGGCUGAUAGGAUGCAGGCUGAGGCAGUGUGGCCCGGGACUGACGGCCCAGGUGGGGAGUGUCCACAGUGAAAGGAGCACUAGAGUCCCACCUCACGGUGGGGGUCCCUGAUUUCUAGCUUCAACAAGCCGUGCCUCACAACAGUCACCCUGGGGCUGGCAAUGCCUGUCCGGGCUGUGCUGGGCCUGCAGCGGGAGAGCCCCAGCUCAGAUUGAGGUGAUGGUAACAUGCCUGACAGACAUCCAGUCCUCUCACAGCUGUGUGACUCAGUAGAUAAAAUACUGCCUUCUGCCUUUGGGACCAUGAUUAAAACAAACAAAAAAAGACAAAAAUAGAAGUCACUUAAAAACACCCCCAGCUUGAGAGGCCCUGGGAAGCAACAUGAGCUGAAUGUGUGUGGAGGCCACGUCCAGCUCAGAACCACUGUCUGUCAGGCGUGGCACGGCCUCGCCUGUCUGGAAAGUGCCGGAGUCGUCAGGAGCUGCUUUGCCUCCUGUGUCCCCUUCCCUGCCGCCAAAAAAGUCUUUCAAGGACGAAGCUAAGGUCAAAAAUGAGUGAACAAACUUCCAGGCUUUGUGUCCAGCACCUGGAGCCCCCUCGAUGUGAGGGGUUUAGAGGACUUUACGGUGGGUGUUGCUGACUGACUUUCACAGACGCUAACUUCCCGACACAGGAGCAGGAAAAACAGGACGUUUGCCGCUUAGGCGGUGGGUCUGCGUGACAUGACGGGUGUGACUGCUUUGGUGUUCUCUUUACUCUGUCCUUGGAGCCGUGUGAAAAGCUGUAUUGCUACAGGCAAUUUAUUUAAUAAUUGGAAGCCAUAUUGAUAAUGGAUGUGGUAAUAUUUGUAAAGUUUAAUCUUCUUUAAGCAGCAGUAACCUAAUGGAAUUUUUUUCCUUGAUCACAUAUGUAGCACUUUUGUUACUUCUUAAAGAUAUUUAUAUUUGAUAAAUCUUUUUUUCAUUUUGAGAACUCAAAAUACCAAACAGUGAACUUGGCGUUAUAAAGUCACCCUGUGAUCACCUUGUCAUCUAGUAGCAAAAAUGAUGAACUAUUCAUGCAUCGAAGAAAAUUACAUCUGCUGGCCCUGUAUGAAAAUGAUCUCUCAGCAUCCCGAUUAAAUGACACACUGUCACUGCGGUAAGGAAACGGCCCUCCCCUCGGGUGUCAGCGGAGGGCAUGUCUGAGAGGGGCAGCGCCGGCUGCUCUCGCCUGGUCCACCUCUCCUUCCUGCGGACAAUGGGGCCUGUGUAAGGGGACUGUGGGACCUUUUGUCCAUUACCUGAAAACGACUUCUAAGAUAAAAGAAGGUGCCAUUUCCUUACCCCCCCCCCCCCCCCGCAAAUGUAUUCAACUUAAAACCAUUGAGAGAGUGAGACUUACUGACCGACCUUUUUCUCUUUCUCGUUAGCGAGAUACUGCAUGUCCGCCAGUCUUUCGCUGGUCUAACUCCACUGUAGGCACGUGCUGACGCCACCAGCUCUUGUCUGUGAGCCCCGCUUACGUCAGUGUGAGCCAGCCUCUGUGCGGGCGUCACAGUGCCACUGUGUGGGUCUGUGACUUAAGGAGCUGUCAACAGGGCCUGGCCUGCUCUUGUCCGUGGAUUUCAGGGGGAAAUGUAUAUACUUUUUCACUUCCAAGAAUUGAAGUAGAAUGGAGUAGCCUUUUCUGUUUUACUGUGUUACUUGAACCAACAGAUUGAAGAGUAGCAUUUGUUAUUCUCAGGAAUGAUCCCCCCUCGUUUUCUUCUUGCUGUGUUUGACUUUUCGUUUGGAUUAGGAGAUUGUGUUAUCUUUCUUUCCUUUUGUAUGACUUAGAAGAACUAUAACUUGUAUCUUUCCAUUUCUGUGGAAUUUUGUUGGCUUAUUCUAGGCUGAAUCAGAAAAAAAGUGGGGGGGGGGGUGGGAAAUACACUGUCUGACAAGCCACAUCCAUGACUGAUUAUUGUAAGGAUAUUAUUAUCAUUGAUCGCUUCCUUAUGAUGGGAUUGCUCGUCUUGUAUCGUUAGUUAGUUCUUGCUGGUCUUUUUAAGGAAACAGACUCGAACUGUUAAGACAACUUCAGUUUCUAAAGAACUACAGUGAUUGCCAGAAAGGAGCUGAAAGGUUUCAUUGUUUGAAGACCUUUAAGGAAGGGGGAAAGACAAAGAAGAAAGAAAGGAGAGUGAGUAUCCAGAGGCAGUGCCGCCCUGUCUGGGAUCUGGCGAAGGAAGGACUGUGCCCCCACUGUGGGCGCCAUCGGGCAGACUCCAUGGGAGCGGGAGGGCUGCUGGCUGGCUCUUACCCUGCCUUACGUGCUCGUGCUCCUCACCAGGAGUAGACGUUUAGUUCUCUGGGGCCUAUUGUUUUUUUUGUUUGUUACCAGGUUCGGUUCCACUCUCUUGUCCAAGUUACCUUAGUUAUUAUAAUGGCAUAUGGAGUUGCCACUAAUUUGUAAUAUUUUUGGAUGGUAAUACUUUUUCUGAAGUUUUUUUUUAGGUUUGAGAUGUGAUAUUAAAGUAGAAACCCUAAACUGAAGGGAAUAGCUGGGCUCUUAAAGAACCCCCUGCUGUUCCCGUGCUCAUCCCGUCUCUCUCCUCUCCCUUCAUGGUGGGCCUUCUCCAGGGCUAAUCUCUCUGUGUGAGGAAGAUCAGAAGGCAGGGGGCGGGGGGCUUGCCCAGUUCAUGUAACUUGUCUGUGUUAUUGUUUUAAGACUUCAUCAAAUUACUGUGGUCACAUGGAUACACGUCCUUCCUAAAACAGAGCCUUACAAAGGGACCUUUUAACGAUGGACCAUCCUAAUGAGAUUGCCUCUCCGUCAAUAACUCUGAUGUUCUGUGACGGCCAGGGAGAACAUCCAGUCCACUCUUACCUGAGACGGCUAGUGCAGCGAGGACCAAAUAGCGUCUUGGGGCAGAGGAGUGUGGUCACCGUCCACCUGCCUGUGGAAUCUGGUUCCUGCACAUUGCCACUAGUGGGACCGCCCUGCCGCCACAUUCCCAUACCCGUUCGCAGAAAGGAAGGCCUGGAGCGGGAAGACCCUGAAGGGCACCUUUACUCAGCUCCGUAGAGGUGACCCCCGAAAAAGAUGUGGAUGAGGAAAAGCUCAUACACAUGACGUGUGCAGACCAGGACUCCAGUCGGGUGGACGGCAGGCGGACCAGGCAUCCAGGUCAUUUUACCUCAGAGGGGACGAUUCGUUUCUGCGUUUGGCCUUUGUCUCUCUAAAUUUCUCUUGGAUCCCAACCUUCAGGCAUCAGGUGUAACUACUCUCCUUUCAUCAGGACCUCCGGUCACAUCCUUUCGUCUGAAAGCAGCUCUUCCGUUGCCUCAGCUCCAGCACGGAGCUUCAUCGCGGGCUUCCUGGCUGGAGCUGGUUUCCAGGGCAGGAGUGCGGCGCAUCUCCAUACGACACUCCUCCUGCCUCUCAGCCCAUUUUUUUUUGACCAGCUACAUUCUCUCUGCCCAUAACAGUGGAAAUAAUCCAUUUUUUCAUAAAUAAUCUCCCACUCCUGUCCUAAAAAUGUGAACUUCAAGUCCUUUCUCUUUGUUCUGAAAGGUUUGGUAAGAAGCACUCUUCCCAUUUAGCUCAUGUCUCUACCCCGCCCCUCCCCUUAUUUUUUACAGAAGACCACCAGAGUAUUUUUCCCCAGUGAGUCUCACAGAUUCUUAGGCAAUAAUUGUCUUGUUGGUGAUCUGUGCUUGGCAGCACGUCCACCGAGUAGCUCUGACCCUCUGCUGUGUGUUGGUUUUCCGUGUUACUCUUGCCUGUGAUUUAAGUCUCAUGUCAUUUUGUUGUUGUUGUAUUAGUGACGUUUCACUACUGCAUUCGUCAGGGCUGCGCUGAGCUCAGCCAGAUCCACGGAUAGCUUUACUGAGCCGGCUCUGUCGGGAUUUCCCACAUGGACGCCGGGCAUGUUGGCCAGUUCCUACUGGUGGUGUCCUUGUGGGUGUCGGGGUGCUGCAGGAGUGGCUUGCGGGUGGAAUUACGCAUGUGAUACAUUCCUUGCUGUGUGCUCGCUAAAUAUAAAUAGCAGGGAUGCUUUCUCAGGAUUUGGGGAUCGGUUGUCAGCCAUAUUGAAUUUGGCAAACUGAGCUGCAUGCCCUGAAACCCUUUACUGUCCCUUCAUUUCCAGGGUCUAAUUUAUGUCACCUCGUCAGGCUUGAGUUACCUCGGGGGAAGGUACUGCACCUAAGGAGAACGGAAGGUCUUCCUGGGAGGCAGCCAUGCCUGGCCAGGUGUCCAGGGAGGGCCUCCCAGGCAGGGCACGCAGGGCAGGGCCCUUCUCUGUGCUGCGCGCUCCUUACAAGGAGAGAUUUCCUUACCACUCUCGGGGGAACUGGGGAGGUGGGAAAGGCUUUCUAGUCAUUGAGCAUAGGAAGCCAUUUGCCGGAUACUGAAGCUCCUCUUGCCGCAGGUUGUGCUGGGAAAGGCUGCUCUCAGUUCUCUCUCCCAGCUGAGGCCGAGGUUGGCUCACUGACCUCUGGGCACAGCUUCGUUCAUGUCUGUGCACAUUCAAAAGCUAGAGAACUGAGAAGUUUCCACAUCAGCACCUUUCCUCUUUCUUGGUGGGGAAGAGAAGUAGCAGCAAAAAGAAAGCGAAGGACGUGAGAAACCCAGUUUCCUGUAACAUUGGUUUUCUUUUGUGAGCAAGAAGGGGAGGAACAGGGAAGAGAAGGAAAAUCCCCUUCUUACCGCCACCCUCGGGGUCCCAGACGUGCAUGUCCCUGGACUCCUUUCCAUCAUUCCUCCUGUGGCAUUGGGGCCAGCCGUGAGCAGAACUAAAUCUAGCUGAUUCCACUGAAGUGAGAGCUAACUGGCACUUUUCACACCAGAGUUUACACACAUUUCACACCUCGUCUCAUUAGCCAGCUCCCUGAGAACAAGGGGAAGGAGUCCUCUGCGGGCGCUUUGCCUUUCUCUCCCAACACGUCACUUUGGCUUGGCAAGUUCUUGGAUCAGUUUGCCCACUGUUGUCCCCUCCGGUGGGUGUCUGUGCCCACGGCAUUGCCUGCGUGGGGCAGCAGCCAAGGGCACAGUCACCACCUGCCACACGCUGGCCGAGCAGGGCCUGUGCACACAGCUCGGCAGGCUUCGUGCAUCUUAGGAUGCCGGCUGCAUUUCCAUUCUCUCCCUUUAAAAUAAAAGUGGCUGUACAGCCAUAAUUAACUCUCAGAUCCACAUUGGUGUGCUGUGAUCAAACGAAGGUUUGCCUGAAUCCUUUCAACUUGUAACCAUGGUAAUUGAGGGGGUGGCACAGAAUGAGUAUAUAAAAAUAUGAUGACAAUUGUUCUGAAUGACUGAGUGUCCUCCUGACUGUAAUUAGCUGCCUUAGCGAGAUGUGGAUUGGCAUGGUCAUAAUUAAAAGGGUUUCUGUCCUCCGUGCGAUUGAAAGUGGCAGCUCCCCCACCCUGUUCCCUUCAGCACGAUGCUCCCCAGAACAUUGGGAACCGCAGCUCAGUAAACGAAGUAAUGACAGGGUGUCUGUGUCCUCUCUGAAGUGAGAGAGAAGGAUUUAGAGAUAUUUCAGCUUCAAAAUGGAAGCCUUUGGUCAUGGUUCCCCAUUUGAUUCUAAGUCUCUGAAGCCUGCCCCUCGCAUCAGUCCCAGCCUGCCCACGGCCGUUUGUCAGAAUCCCAAUUGAGUCGGCCAUCGACAGGCCCUCCGGUCCCUCCGUCCCACUUGCCAGCGUCUGCUGCUGGCCUGACCCCAGCCAUUUAUUGCUUCACCAGCCCCCUAGGAUUUUAAAAAUGUCCUUGUUACUUGAUACUUCCAUUGCCAUCUCCAUCAGAAAGUCAUUAUCAAAUAGGCAUUCACAUGAGCUAAAUAGGGUUUUCCUCAUUGAAUCACAUGACACAGACACAUAAGGAGCUAACAUACAUGGGCUUUAAACAGCUGUGAGGCAUGAAUGGAAUCCUGAUAUGUGCGAUGUCCCGAAGUUACUGGAGCAAAAGGACAUGCAUGAGUUCCACCAGGCGUCCCCCGUCGCGCUUGCACAGGUUAACCAAGCGCUGUCAGCGGCCCGCGGCCCAUCGGGUGGUCCUGACGCUGCACACAGUCCCCUGCCCAACGCUGCCCACUGUUCACACCCGAGGCCUCCCCCUGGGCGGGAGCUGCAGGUCGCGACCCAGCCUUUCUCUAGAGUCUGCUUCCUUUGGCCUCUCCCUCGCCGGCAGAGUCUACUCAGUGCAUGAUCAAGAGCAAGUCCACACAAAAGCCCCUUGACAAGCUGGUCACCCCAGCAGGGCGGGGCCUGCCUGGCCAGCACACUAAACAGACCAGCCCUUGCUUUUGUUCACAAAGGCUGCUCAUCCUCAUGCAGCCUUUCCCCCUCUGCACAUACCAGAAGGAAUCCUAACCCAGUGCUGGUUACUCCAGUUUCGUGAAAUGCUGAGGUUGGCUGCAACCCAGACCCCCACUCACACACACACAGCAUUUGGAAAAAAGUUCUGCCUUUGGGGCUUUAAAAUUUUUGUUCCCUUCGAAAUACCUAAAGUCACAUGUAUAGUUGGGCUAGAUCAGGCAAAGCAAUGCCAUACAAGGUUUUUACUCAUUGCUUCUCCCCUGUGAGAUCUAAACAUGGCUGUCAACCCCACCCGACACAGCACGUGUGAAGUCACUGAGACUUUUCAGUGGGAUUUGUCCAUCUUCUACAGUUGGGAAGAUUGUGGGUAUAUGACCCCAAAAAGUAUCCCAUCCCUCCUCUCUUUUCCCAGCUCCUGAAAGAUAACUCGCUAUUAGAUUACAAGAAACUAGAGUAGAGAUGCUGCCUUCUAGAUGGAAACACUAGCAGAGACAUGCAGCCCCCAGAGCCCUGGGCGCCCCUGACGACAGCAGCAUUUCCUGAGCGCGCACUGUGCCGGGCACGGCGUGAGGGCUUCCGCUGCCUCACUGAGCCUCGGGCCCUGCCCUGAGCUGGACCCCUUCGUGGAGUCCAGUCCAGUAAAAUCUCCGGGUGUUUCCUCCAUCUUAGUAGGUGGUAUCAGGGAGUGUGCUGCAGUGCUCUGCGUCAGUCCCUGCCUUUGACCUGUUCCAUUUUCUCAUGGGACAGCUCUGGGCAGUCCUCCAGCACCACGGCAUCGGCAUCCUUCUGUGCACUUGGUUCCCUCGGACUCCAGACUGUGUCACCCGAUGAUCUAGACACCGAGCAGGGCAGCAGGAGCGCAGAGCCCUGGGCUGUGCGUCUCCAGGGCGGGGUGGAGGUGUUGCCUGUCACUGGGAGGAAUGUCACAGCUGUCUUAGAGCCCCAGUUCCAAGGGGCUGGGGUUCUCGAGCUCUCCUGGGGGUAGCUCCAGUUAAGUGAUGCAAGGAAAUAUUGAUCUCUCACACCACCCCGUUUUCUCUGCUCAACUCUUCUCGCGUUUCGGACAGCCUGGCACCUGUCGGCAGCCUGCUUGUUUAACGGGGUCUUGCUAAGCCGUUCCACCUUAUUCUGCCGUCCCGUUUGUCACCGUCCAGAGGGCCUGGGCCAGUGCUUGUGUGGACUGGAGGCCCUGCAAUCCCAGUGUCCCCAUGUCCGCCGGACCCUGGCUCCCUGGGGUCCUCGUGAGCUUGAGUGGCCCGCAAAGCCGCACCCAGCGAAGGGGCCGGCCGCCCAGGGUCUGUGUGGUGGUUCGGCGACUGUUUUCAGGGACAUGGCGCCAAGCUCACUGAGGACUCCCUAACUGAAAGUCCAUGUUCCCCUCCUCCCUCCCCAACUCUUUUCCUCUCAAAAAUAAGUCUUUCUCCAGGGCUGGUCUGUCUCUUCUGAUCUGCUCUGUCCUAGGCGUCCAUUAAGCCCAAGAGCGUGGAAACCACCCAGGAGCAAGGCCCCAGGGGAGUGGCCUGUGGGAGGUCCCCAGGUCCCCAGGUCAGCUCGGGGGCUGAUGGUCCCUGUAACAGGGACCUUGUUUCUUUGGUUGUCAACACAAGGGGAGGAAGGCAGCCACACCUGCCAUUUAGGUAUCAAUCCAGAUUGGCAUCUUUGGUGGCAUUUGGGCACCACUGACAUGUUGGUGAGACACUGACUCCUCCCUCCGAAGGAGCACAUGGCUCACCAGCCGGACAGACCCAGAACCAGGCUUCCGUUAGCUUCUGCUGCUUCCAUCACUUCCAGGCCCAGCUCCGGCCUCAGUCCUGUUUUCUGGCUUCCUGGGAGCACAGCAGCCUCGCCCACUUUGUUUCUUUACUGGAACCAGGAGCCUGGCGUGAACUAGUGAGGGUCGUUUUCCCACUCGGUCAUACACUGCAGCUGUUCAGCUGGAAGCAGGGCCUUAGUGCCGCAGUGUGCACAGCAGCCACUCUGGUGACGUGACACCACUGGCUUUCAUGCCAGGGCCCUGGAGGGUGGGCGGCUCAGACAUGAGAGGGGAUGGACCAGGGCGAGCGCGCAGCUGUUGGUUAUCUGCCGUGAAACCACACCUCAGUCUGUUAGUGAACCCCUUAGCGCCGCGUCUGAAAGGGGCUCCGCGAACCAAAACCAAAGUUCCGGGCCGCGGGCUCUUCGCUGUUCGCUGGUUUUGCAAAACACUCCUCUCGGAAGGGCCUCUUCUUUCCUGGUCUUUCUUCCCCUUGACAGAGAGCACAUCCGUGCAGCACGCACCUCCCCCAGCCCCGCAGCCCGGCGCUGGGCUGCAGAACUCCGAGAGAAAGAAAGGCCACGCCAGCCCAGCCCAGCCCAGACUCCCCCAGGCUGCCAGGCGGACACCGUCCCUGCCAGAUGCCAAGAACAUCCCUGUUGCCUCCCCUGGAAGAGCCCACAGCCUUCUCUGACUCCCCACGGGCUCCCCUCCAUUCCUUGGCCACGGCCACGGUAUGUGGUACCUUCUGAGCAUGAAGUUCUCUCUGAUUUAAGUGCCUAAGCAAGUUACGGACCUCUGGGACCUGCCGGAGGGUCUCAGUGCCCCGCCCCGCCCUCCCCACCUGCACUUCGUCCUCCAGGGAAGGCGUGCUGGCUGCCGUCCAGGGUCCCGGCCUCUGCAGGCAGAACAGCUUGCAAGGGCCCGCGUGGGGCCACCGCGCACCCCAUCGGGCGGGCCUGUCACUCCUGUGCUGCUGCUUCAGGGUGUUUCUGUCGAUGGGGUCAUGGUCUUGGUUCAGAGCGAAUGUUGGGGGCCUGCUUAGCAAGGUCUGCAGCUACUGAGUGAAGAAGGUGGGGGAGCAGCAGCUGUCUGUCAGAGUCACGUGAUGAUGGCUCCAGACACGAUGACUCACUUGCCACCAUUAGGACUGGGACCCUGGCGCCCCAUCCUCUCCUCCUAGACUCAAGGUUCAGAAGAGCCGCGCACAGGGCUCAGGGAGGACUGCACCUGCGGGAAGGGGAUCAGAAGCGCGUCUUGAAAGUGAGUGUGAGAUUCAGUGUUUGCUUCUUUUCUCAGUCUGACCUGCGCCCGGGCCUUUAUUCCUCGGUGGGCGCACGAGAUUGUCCUGUGACCCCUGGCUGUUCAUACUGGGCACUAAGCAACGCUCACAUGGCUUGUUGGUGUGUUAGAAGGUUUUGCAAACUGGAACAAUCCAUAGCCAGGCACUUUAUUUUCAUUAAUAAUCCAACAUUUUUGUUCAGACAAUAUAACAUCCCAACCCCUGGGCAUCACUUCACACGCAGGGGACCCUUUGCCCGAGGGAUUCUUCCGCGUCGGGUGGAGGAGGGCGGCCGAUGGAUGAAAGUGAUGAACGGGGGCUGUUGCCUCGGUGACGUGGCAGUAAGGCCUUCCUGGAGGCCACCAGCCUGGAUGCCAGUCGCCGCCCCUCAGCUCUCCAGAUGCUAUUUUUACAGGUUCUACUGAGUGCUUGUCAAUUACCCGGGUUGUAAUUGAGAGAGAGAUGAAUGUAGGGAGAGUGCAGCGAGCGGGGGAACAACAGAGCAAUGCAAUUAGAGGCAGGAAGAGGCCCGGGUUCCUUCCACUUAACUGGCCUUGAACUCUGCAGCGAGCCGGGUGCUGGGGAGUGAUUCCUGGCGGAGUGAUGUGCAGGCCGUCGUACCGGCGCUGUAGGUGGGAAGUAGCUGGCACCGCGCGUGAGAGACAGAAAGCGAGCUUGGCCUCCAAUGUGACCCGACACCGCGGGCCAGACCCUUGGGCUGCCUGGGAGUCCUUAGCAUCCACCAAAUACUCGCGUGUCUGCAGGGAUGUCCAAGCCUC